Daldinia childiae is the source of this 2577-nucleotide messenger RNA. Its product is annotated as Coatomer subunit beta'. Gene Ontology annotation, molecular function: structural molecule activity; protein binding. The record is from RefSeq and is a predicted model, not a curated record. The coding region runs from base 1 to 2577 and encodes 858 amino acids. Lineage: Eukaryota; Fungi; Ascomycota; Sordariomycetes; Xylariales; Hypoxylaceae. The transcript has 5 exons. Gene Ontology annotation, biological process: endoplasmic reticulum to Golgi vesicle-mediated transport; intracellular protein transport; retrograde vesicle-mediated transport, Golgi to endoplasmic reticulum. Gene Ontology annotation, cellular component: COPI vesicle coat.
AUGAGGCUGGAUGUAAAGGUUAUUGGAUUUGCUAACAUGGUAUUUGAUGCACAGCGACAACUCUUUGCGCGCAGUGAGCGUGUCAAGGGCAUCGACUACCACCCGCAAGAGCCAUGGAUUCUAACUACUUUAUACAGCGGCCAUGUUUACAUCUGGUCGUACGAAACACAACAGAUCGUCAAGACCUUUGAGCUUACCGAUGUCCCUGUACGAGCCGGUCGGUUCGUCGCGAGGAAGAACUGGAUCGUUUGCGGUUCCGACGACUUCCAACUAAGAGUAUAUAACUACAAUACCUCCGAAAAGAUCACAUCCUUCGAGGCGCAUCCCGACUACAUACGCGCAAUUGCGGUCCACCCCACGCAACCUUUCGUCUUGACCGCCUCCGAUGACAUGACCAUCAAAUUAUGGGAUUGGGAGAAGGGAUGGAAGUGCGUACAAGUGUUUGAAGGUCACAGCCACUAUGUCAUGGGAUUGGCUAUUAAUCCUAAGGAUACCAACACUUUCGCUUCGGCCUGUUUAGAUAGGACCGUCAAGAUAUGGAGCCUAGGUUCCUCUACCGCCAACUUCACACUCGAGGCACACGAGACAAAGGGUGUAAACCAUGUUGAUUACUACCCGCAUUCCGACAAGCCGUACCUCCUCACAACCUCUGACGACAGAACCGUUAAGGUUUGGGAUUACACAACCAAGAGUCUUAUUGCGAGCCUCGAAGGACAUACCAAUAAUGUGUCCUUUGCCUGCUACCACCCGGAACUGCCUGUCAUCAUCUCCGGUUCUGAAGAUGGUACUAUCAGGAUAUGGCAUGCAAAUACUUACCGCUUUGAACAGUCUCUCAACUACGGGCUAGAGCGUGCGUGGUGUAUUUCCUACCAGCGUGGUAAGCAAGGUGUAGCUGUUGGAUUCGACGAUGGUGCAGUGGUAGUAAAGCUGGGCCGAGAAGAGCCUGCUGUAUCCAUGGAUAGUUCUGGCAAAUUGAUUUGGGCUCGACACAAUGAAGUCGUCUCAUCUAUCAUCAAGGGUGGCGACGCCUCGAUUAAGGACAAUGAACAAAUCACGCUCCCUACCAAGGAACUAGGCACAUGCGAAGUUUAUCCUCAAACGCUCAUUCACUCCCCCAAUGGCCGUUUUGUUUCGGUUUGCGGUGAUGGCGAGUAUAUCAUUUACACAGCUUUGGCAUGGCGUAACAAGGCCUUCGGAUCUGCACUGGAUUUCGUAUGGGCAUCAAAGGACAACAGUAACGACUUCGCCAUUCGUGAGUCGCCGACCAGUGUGAAGGUGUACAAGAAUUUCGUUGAGAAGACCGGUGGUCUGGAUAUCCCUUUCCAGGCUGAUGGCUUAACGGGUGGUGUCUUGUUGGGUGUAAAGGGCCAAGGAGGUGUGUCUUUCUAUGACUGGGCCACCGGCGGUCUAGUUAGACGAAUCGAAGUAGAACCAAAAGAGGUGUAUUGGUCAGAUAGCGGCGAGCUUGUCACUUUGGCUUGCGAAGAUACCUUCUACGUUUUAAGAUUCUCCCGCGAGAGCUAUAUCGAAGCUACUCAAGCUGGCCAAGCAGACGAAGAUGGAGUUGAGGCCGCCUUCGAGGUGAUUACAGAUAUCGCCGAGAGCGUACGAACAGGCCAAUGGGUUGGGGACUGCUUCAUUUACACCAAUAGCACAAACCGACUAAACUACCUAGUUGGUGACCAAACAUACACUAUCUCACAUUUCGACCAGCCGAUGUAUAUUCUUGGUUAUAUCCAAAGAGACUCCAGGAUAUAUCUGGCCGACAAAGAUGUCAAUGUCACAAGCUUUGCUCUAUCUCUCCCUGUAUUAGAAUAUCAGACGCUAGUACUCCGUGGGGACAUGGAAACGGCAGCCGAACUGCUCCCCACUAUCCCUACAGAUCAGCUCAACAAGAUCGCUAGGUUCCUCGAGGGACAGGGUCACAAAGAAUUAGCGUUGGAGGUAGCCACCGACCCUGAGCACAAGUUUGACUUGUCGCUUGCCCUGAACCAGCUUGACAUUGCUCUCGACCUUGCGCGAAAAGCGGAAAAUGACCACAAGUGGAAGACGGUAGGCGAUGCAGCCCUCACGGCAUGGGACGUCCAGCUCGCCGCUGAAUGCUUCACCCACGCGAAAGAUCUGGGCUCUUUACUCCUAAUUUACUCUAGCACAUCCGAUCAGGCAGGCUUAAGGGCUCUCGCGACGCAAGCAGAGGAGUCUGGCGCCCACAACGUUGCAUUCACGUGCAGGUGGUUGCUAGGUGAUACUGCGGGCUGUGUGGACGUUCUCACCAAGACAAACAGGCUAGCUGAAUCUGUUCUAUUCUCGCAGACAUACAAGCCGAGUUUGACAGUUGAUGCUGUCAAGGGGUGGAAAGAAAGUUUGGAGAAGAACAAAAAGGGCCGCGUGGCAAAGGUGAUUGCUAUCCCAACAGAAGACGAAGAACUCUUCCCAGAAUGGGAAGAGUGGCUGCGGCUAGAAAGCGAAGGCGGCGUUGCCACCGGGGAGGUAAACGGCGAAGCCGAGGAAGCUGAAGAAGAGGCAGAAGAGGAGGAGGCCGAGGAUGCCGAAAGCGAAGCAGAGUCUGAAGAGUAA